This is a messenger RNA of Adineta steineri, 1338 nucleotides long. The record is from the annotation of a GenBank genome assembly. Lineage: Eukaryota; Metazoa; Rotifera; Eurotatoria; Adinetida; Adinetidae.
AUGUCUGAGAUAUGUGCUGUCAAUUCAUGCAAUCGUGUAUCACGUGCUUUAUGUCAUUGUUGUCAAGAAAAUGUUUGUAUAGUUCAUUUAAAUGAACAUAAUGAUAAACUCAACAGUCGAUUGAAUUCUUUUACAGAUAUUAUUAAUCGAUUAUAUAAUCGUAUUGAAACAAUAGAUAUUCGAAAAAUUGUUGAUAAUUAUCGUGAAAAACUCGAAGAAUGGCGUUUAGAUUCUCAUAAAAAGAUUGAUGAAUUUUUUCAACAAAAACAACAAGAACUUCAUGGUCUUAUUAUUGAUAAAAUUGAUGAAGACCGAGAAGAAUUUAAUUAUAUUCAAAGAAAACUUGUUAAACUUGUUCAUGAACAACAAGUUAAUUAUGAUGAUAUUUAUGAAUUAACAUUAAAUAUCGAUCAUCUUGAAAGACAAUUAAAUAAUAUUGAAGACAAAUUUAUUAAAAUAUCUACUCAUCCAUUAAUAUUAGAUAAUAAUUUGGUAAAUAUUAGAGGAAAUAAUGAAGAAACAUUUGAUCUAUCAAUUCUUUCACCUGUUUAUAAAACUAUCAAUCGUCCAAAUGGAAGUUACGCAGUUUUAGCGAAUAACGAUCGAAAUUUAUUAAUUCAUCAAGCACCUAAUCUGUGUCUUAUUAAUCAAGGUUUAUUAAUAUUCAAACGAAUUUCAUGGAAUCAUGAAGUUAUUUUAGAUAUGUGUUGGUCAAUAACAUUAAAUUGUUUUAUUUUAAUCACUCAAAAAAAUAUAUUCUUAUUAGAUGAAAAUACGAUGUCAAUUGAAAAAGUUAAAAUAAGUCAAAAACGAAAAUGGUUUUCAUGUACUUGUUCAGAUAAAUUUCUUUUUUUAACAACAAAUGAAUGGGGUUCAUCUAUUACAAAAAUAUGUCUGAAUUCUUCAAAGAAAUUUGAUAAACAAUGGCAAUCAAAUGAUAUAUGUAAAAAAGAUGAAUAUAUUGAUGUUCUUACAUAUAAUAAUGGUAAACUUGCUAUGAUAAUUAAAAAUAAUUUAACGAGUACGACACGUAUGGAAUUACGUUCGGCUGAAACAUUAAAUCGUAUUUGGUUAUUGCCACUUAAUGUUACAUGGAAUCCUAAUAAUCCAUAUCAUUGUUGUUCAUUUAUUGAUGACGAUUGGCUUAUAUCUGAUUAUGAACUUGGACGUUUGUUACAUAUUUCAAAAACAGGAAAAAUAAAUUCAAUAGUACCAUAUAAUACUAUUCCUUAUUGUGCUACUUUAUUUGGUACAAAUAUAUUGGCUGUAUCAACAAAAGAUGGUGUUAAUUUACAUAAUUUAAAUUAUAAGAAAACAUAUACGAUUUUUGUUCUUUAA